Molecule: messenger RNA, 1121 nt
Organism: Hypomesus transpacificus
Lineage: Eukaryota; Metazoa; Chordata; Actinopteri; Osmeriformes; Osmeridae
Gene: prdx2
Product: peroxiredoxin 2
Exons: 6
Coding region: 117-710 (197 amino acids)
Biological process (GO): hydrogen peroxide catabolic process; cellular response to stress; response to oxidative stress
Cellular component (GO): cytosol
Molecular function (GO): thioredoxin peroxidase activity
Source: RefSeq, a predicted model, not a curated record
CCUUCUCUCGCCUGCCUGUCUUUUCUACCACUCACGCGCAGCCGUCUCCCCUGCCUGCAGCUGAACUAAUAUUUGCAAACUACAUUUCAGUCCUUAAAAACUGAGCCACCGUAACCAUGUCUUCGGGAAAAGCUAAGAUUGGCCAGGCUGCCCCGCAGUUCAAAGCCACGGCCGUCGUGGACGGCCAGUUCAAAGACAUUCAGCUGUCCGACUACAAAGGGAAGUACGUGGUGUUCUUCUUCUACCCCCUUGACUUCACCUUUGUCUGCCCUACUGAGAUCGUGGCCUUCAGCGACAGGGCCGCCGACUUCCGCAAGAUUGGCUGUGAGGUCAUCGCCGCCUCCACAGACUCCCACUUCAGUCACCUGGCAUGGAUCAACACACCCAGGAAGCAGGGUGGCCUGGGCCCCAUGAACAUCCCCAUGGUGGCCGACCUCACCCAGUCCAUCUCCAGGGACUAUGGCGUGCUGAAGGAGGAGGACGGAAUCGCUUAUAGGGGUCUGUUUGUGAUUGACGACAAGGGCAUCCUGAGGCAGAUCACCAUCAACGACCUGCCCGUCGGCCGCUCCGUGGACGAGACCCUGCGCCUGGUCCAGGCCUUCCAGCACACCGACAAAUACGGAGAGGUGUGCCCCGCCGGCUGGAAGCCAGGAAGUGACACCAUCGUCCCCGACGUACAGAAGAGCAAGGCGUUCUUCUCCAAACAGUAAAAACCUCAAAGCCUUUCACUCUCGGAAAUGUCAUCCUAGCACUUAACCUUCAGAUGGGUGUUCCUCUCACCUCUACCAACCUACUCAGCAGUCUUGGCGUCCAACGAACCACACACGCUUACAUGUUUUUGUUUUGUCGAGUGAAUCUCUUAACUGCUCUUGGUGUCGUUCCAACUUUAAAUCUCUGUGCGAAUGAUGAGCUUCUGGUGGAAAGAAAUGAUAUAGUCCCAAGCACUGAAAUGUAUUUGUCAGUUUUCCUUUUUAAGUAUUACAACGAAAGUAUUUUGUACUUCGGAAUUGUCAACUGAAUCAGUUUACCAUCACAUGAUUACCACCGUGAAAAUGAUUUACCUGUAGAACAUGUUGGCCGUGUUUGGUGUCUGAUAAAUAAACCAAGUUGAAGGAACCGGA